AUGCGUCUCUGGGGACGAGGUCUAGCGACCACCUUGAGUGUUGCUGUCAGUGUCAGCAUCACUGUCGCGCCGGGACACGCCGCCCCGACGGCUGGAGCGCCCGUCAUGGCCUGUGAGGCCAUUCCAAAGCCGGAUGUUCCUGGGGCCACAGUGGUCUCCAUCACUGGCGUGCGGAAUACGAGCUACUCGGUGCCGGCCACUGCUAGAUCCCCGGGCAUCAGCGGCCUGGCCAUCUGUGACGUCGUUGUCACGCUAUCGCACCCAGGAGCGAACGACCUGGUGACAGUCGAGGUCUUCCUCCCCCUAGCGGGAUGGAAUGGGCGCUUUCAAGGCGUCGGCGGCGGUGGAUACGACACCGACAACGGCCAGGCUUCACUGGCGCCCGCAGCCUCGUCGGGCUACGCCGCCGGCAUCACCGAUGGAGGGCACCCCAUCACCGACGUCGAACCGGUCUGGGCAUUGAACGCCGACGGUACGACCAACUGGCCAUUGGUGGUGGACUUUGCCUCGCGGUCUCUGCACGACAUGACCGUCGUUGGCAAAGCCGUGACCACCAGCUUCUACGGCACGCCGCCGCAUCACUCUUACUGGAAUGGAUGUUCCACGGGUGGCCGUCAAGGAAUGAUAGAGGCCCAGAGAUACCCCGGCGACUACAACGGUGUUUUGGCCGCCGCCCCCGCGAUCAAUUGGCCCACGCUGCUCGUGGCCGGCGGGUGGCCUCAGGUUGUCUACCACGAUGCGGGUCUGUUCCCGUCCCUGUGCGAGCUAGACGCAUUCACCAAUGCUAGCAUUGCAGAAUGUGACGGACUUGACGGGCUAGUUGACGGCAUCAUUGGGAAUCCGGCCACUUGUCCGUUUGAACCUGCCCAGCUGGUGGGAUCCCAACUCGACUGUUCGAGCUACGGCGGCGGCGAGGAGGUGACUGUCACUUCUCAGGUCGCCGGUGUCGUCAGCAGGAUCUGGGCCGGUCCAACGACCCCAUCGGGGGCACGGCUCUGGUACGGUCUCAACAAGGGCGCCCCAUUGUCGACGUUGGCCAACACCACGACGCUCCCCAACGGGACCUCGGUCGGGGUUCCCGACUUCUUCUCCUCUACUUGGGCCGCCUAUUUCCUCAAGCGAGAUCCCACGUUCGACUACUCGACGGUCGACUACAGUCAGUUCCUGGAUUUCUACAUCCAGUCCAACGACGAGUACGAAUGGGCCAUCGGGACGAGGAACCCGGACCUCGCGCCCUUCCGUGACCUGGGCGGCAAGAUGAUUACGUGGCACGGCCUGGCGGACCCGCUGAUCAUGACCAACAACACCAUCGACUACCGGGAGCGGGUCAACGCGCUCUUUGGCAGUAGCAACGCCGCUGUCGACGAGUUCUGGCGCCUCUUUCUGGCCCCCGGCGUCAACCACUGUGGUGGCGGCCUGGGCGCUGUGCCCACGGACCCGCUGGCCGCGCUGGUCACCUGGGUCGAGCAAGGCGUGGCGCCUGAAACGCUGCCGGCUUCGUCGCCACGGGCAAACGGCACAACGGCCGAGCAUCAUCUGUGCCUGUAUCCCUUGACAUCCAAGUAUACGGGCGGCGAUCCGGCCGUUGCUACCAGCUACAGCUGCGUGCCUCUGUAA
Molecule: messenger RNA, 1617 nt
Organism: Fonsecaea nubica
Lineage: Eukaryota; Fungi; Ascomycota; Eurotiomycetes; Chaetothyriales; Herpotrichiellaceae
Exons: 1
Coding region: 1-1617 (538 amino acids)
Source: RefSeq, a predicted model, not a curated record